AUGGAUUCCGACGACUCUGACGUAUCGGCCGUUCGUCUCCACCGUCGUCAACCUCCAAAGGAACCCCAAACGAACGCUCGUCUGUUCAACGCGUCCUCCGAUGCCUCCGGUGCCUCCGCCUCGGACGACGACGUGCGUUCCGUGAUCGCGUCCAAACGAGCUCGUAACGAACGUGAAGCCUCGGCUGCUUCCUCCACUUCCAGGAGGACCAUCACCACGCGCGACGGGGGCAAGAUGACCAAGAGGGCUUUACCGAGGUUCUUGGGGGAUGAGGAUGAAGGCGGUGGUCAGAGUUUGGUAUUGGAUGAUUUGUUCGGCGAUUUGGAGCGCGUUCCCGCGUUCAAUAAGGCGACCGAUCGGGAUAGGGCCAAUGCUCGUGACAGGGAGAGGGCGGGGGCGGGGGCGGGGGGAGGGCACAAGUGGAGGUGCUGGCUCCGGUGGAGGAAGAUCCCUGGGCUGAGAACCUCAACGCCAUCGAUCCUGUCGGUGGUUUGGCGUCCACUUUGGACGUGGAGGGGGUUUCGGGCAAGAAGCAACGACAACCUUUGGCCAAACUCAACGACGUUCGACUCCUCGGUCCCUCUGGUUUCCCGAAACUCCUUGACAAAGUUCAAAAAUUCAAGAUCAAAGGUGUCAAGGGGGAGGAGAAGAACGAUCUCAAGAGGGUGUUGAGGAUGUAUCAGUUGUGGUGUCAUCAGAUGUACCCCAGGACCAACUUGACCGAUACGUUGAAGGUCGUCGAAAAGUUGUGUCAUAAGCGGUCCGUGCAGGUGAGUUGGCCGGGGAACGGGCUGUUCGUUCAGGAAACGAAGGGGGGCGGAAAUGGAACUAAGACGUAUUCGUUGUUCACAGUCGGCCCUCAAACAAUACCGAGAAGAACACAAACUCGCGACUCAACCCCCACCCCCCGCCGAAGCCCUCCUCGACACCGAAGAUCAAGAUGGCCAAGCCUUUGACCUGACUCACGGACUCUCAUCGCCCGGUUCUGCCGGCCCUUUGACGAGGUUGAAUGCGGAUGAGGUGUUGAAGGAGAUGAAUGACGGUGAAGGGAUGGAUGGGGCUAUGGAAGACGAUUGGGAUGAGGAGGCGUUCGAAGCCAUGUUGGCGAAUGAAGAGGAGGUGCUAGAGAGUUUGGGGAAGGAGGCGAGCACGAUGGAGACGCAGGGUGGAGCGGGUAUGGAGGUGAGGAAGGAUGUAGGGCUAGCACUGGCUGCGCAGGAGGAGGAAAAUAUCCCGGAUGACUUGGACGAAAAUGAUUGGAUGGACGAUGAGGCUGAAGCGGCGAUGAGGGAGUUGGAGGGAUGA
Molecule: messenger RNA, 1305 nt
Organism: Microbotryum saponariae
Lineage: Eukaryota; Fungi; Basidiomycota; Microbotryomycetes; Microbotryales; Microbotryaceae
Source: the annotation of a GenBank genome assembly